Molecule: messenger RNA, 1662 nt
Organism: Auxenochlorella protothecoides
Lineage: Eukaryota; Viridiplantae; Chlorophyta; Trebouxiophyceae; Chlorellales; Chlorellaceae
Exons: 6
Coding region: 1-1662 (553 amino acids)
Biological process (GO): rRNA processing; ribosomal large subunit assembly
Cellular component (GO): preribosome, large subunit precursor
Source: RefSeq, a predicted model, not a curated record
AUGGUCACUGCACGCCAGCUUGGCGGCACAGAUUCCCAGGGCGUGUCGGCGCAGCUGGCGACGCUGAUGCGAUACCCAAAGCCGGCGCGGCUGCAUCUUACACCCAGGCUGGUGCCGCAGCUGGUGGCCAGGGGCAGGCAGACCCAUGACCCCAGUCAGGAGGCGGUGGGCGCUCUUGCAGCCCGCCUGAAGCUGCUGCUCUUUGUGUUGGAGGACUGCAGCCGCUACCUUGGGGCCGUGCAGCAGAGUCGAGUCCCCCUCGUCAACGAGACCGAGUGGAAAACUGUGCACCACGUCUACGGCGCACUGCUGCAAGUGUGGGUCGACGUGCAGAACGAGGAGCGACGCCUCGAAGAGGAGGCCGCACUCGUGUUCAAGACCAAGGCCAAGGCCGUGACGCUGUCCAUUGAUGAGCAGGAGGAUGAAGAUGCCUACAACCAGCAAUUCCCAGAUCAUAGACUGGCAUUUGCAGAUUUGGAGCUCGAUCAUGACGUCGCUGAUGCACCUGAUGAAGUCUCAGGCCCCGAGCAGAAGGCAGCCUUUGCGCUGGUGGGCACCCUCAAGGGCCAUGUCCUUGAGCGCCUCGCGGCGGCCUAUGCGGCCCUCUUCGCCUCGAGACGCGAGGUUGUGGCCGCCGGACGGUCGCCCGCCGCCUUCUUAUCAGCAUAUCAGCUGGGUCUACAGAUCGCCGGCGGGGACAGCACAUUUGAUUCAAGCCUUGACCGGGAGACAUUCACUGGACAUAUUACGGCGGUCGCUCAGGAAUUCCACACCCUUGCCAAGCCGGCCUCUCACGAAGCUGACGUGGAGACCUUUGAUAUUCAGUCUCCCUCGAGUGAGGAAGCUCUGUUGAUACGAGCUCCUGUGGCUGCACUCCAGCGCCAUCUCCUGGAGCUGCUUGCGGAGUGGCCAGAGCAUGUACUCCUCGUGCAAGCAUGGUUUAGCCUUUACGAGCUGCUCAUCAGGACCGCCAAAGGGGAGCUUCAGGCUGAGUUCGACACUGUCAUAGUUGAAUUGCAGACUCUCUUUGAGACUUCACCGAUAGGCGAGUUUGCUGACCGGCUGGCCCUGCUGCACAGCUUCAUGGGCCAUCUCAAUGUGCUCGAUCAGAGUGCCUCUGGAGGAGCCCCAGCCCAGACGAGCCGAGCAGGCAUGUACCGGACAAUCCUGCUCAACGUACACGGCUACUACUCUCAAUUCGCUGAAGUGAUUGCCGCUAAGAUCUCGGAGGAGCUGAAACCUCAAGAGAAGCAACUCAAGCAAGCGAUGACCAAGCGUUCAGCAGCACUGGUGGCUCACUUUGAGAAUUUCAUCUCCACCCUGGCGGAGAGGACUGCGCAACUCAGGGCGGACACAGCGCGGGGCCACAUCUCCAGAAAGCGCCUGGCCCUCAAGGAUCUGUUUGAUGCCAUCUCGGAAAUUGGCAUCAGCAAGUCCGAGAUUGCAGUCCCGGCACAGAACAGAGGGGUCUUCUGCAGUUUCAUCCAGGCUUUCCCGGAGGUCGCUGGUGAGGACGGCACCAAAAUCUCCAACCUAGUUGAGACCAUCAAUGAGUAUUAUUACAAAAGCAUUCUGCGUAUGAAGAAGGUCGACGAGGUGAGGAUGGUCCUGAAGGUUGGCCUGUUCUCUGUGUGGCAAAAACAGAGCAUUACCCGGCCGUAA